This is a messenger RNA of Zerene cesonia (dogface butterfly), 2063 nucleotides long. Its product is annotated as 4-hydroxybenzoate transporter PcaK-like. Gene Ontology annotation, biological process: transmembrane transport. Gene Ontology annotation, molecular function: transmembrane transporter activity. The record is from RefSeq and is a predicted model, not a curated record. Bases 306 to 1934 code for a protein of 542 amino acids. Lineage: Eukaryota; Metazoa; Arthropoda; Insecta; Lepidoptera; Pieridae. The transcript is spliced from 11 exons.
AUUUAGUUUAGUACAUUACAGGCCGACGCACCGUAUAGACGCAGCUGUCAAAAUUAAAAAGUUAACCUCACACGCCCGUAAAAUUCCCGCGUGUUUACUUUAAAAUUCGAACAUUUUUUUUUUAAUUAUCUGUUAUUGACAGAAUAAUACGAUAAUUGCAACGAAUAUUCGUGCGGUACUUAGAUAAUAAUUGUUUUAUUAGGCUACGAUUAGAUUAAAAAUGGUGUCAAUGUUGAUCCAGAAAUAAAUCGACGGGGAGCGCUUGGUUUUUAUUGUUUUUAAUUAAAUUUAGAAAAUAGUUAAGUAUGUCAACUAAUAAUUCGAUGGGCAAUAGAACUGAGAAGAUGAAUGGAGAAAAGUCUUUGUCGGAGUCUAAGACAAAUGGUGCAAAAAAUGGGAAUCAAUCGAAUGAUUUUGAAAGAAGUUUGGGGAAACUGAACGAGAUGUGCUUUGAAGAUGCGUUUGAACUUACAGGUCACGGCAGGUUCAAUCACCUAGUGCUCCUUACAUGCGGUCUGAUCAUGUUGAACGUCUCCAUGGAGUCGGUCGGCAUGAGCUACGUGAUCACCGCGGCGGAGUGUGAGUUAGAGCUCACCAGCGAGCACAAGGGUCUGGUGAACGCAGCUGCGUUCAUUGGUAUAAUAAGCACAUCAUUUCUAUGGGGCUACUUGGGUGACCGAUUUGGGCGGAGGGCUGUGAUGCUUCCCUCCAUGUUAGCUUCGGCUGUACUGUCUCUAGCCUCUUCUUUUUCUAUUAACGUAUGGAUGUUAUUCGUGUUGCGGAUUCUUACUGGAUGUUUAGUUUCAGCAUCCAGUGCAACAGUAUACGCUUAUCUCGGGGAGAUGCACACCGGAACGCGAAGGGCCUCCGCGAUCGCUUGGGGAUCUGCCUUCAUUUCCUUCUCGUUCAUCAUCCUACCAGGUCUUGCCUGGGUUAUAAUCCCAGGGCAAUGGUCUUUCUCCCUUCUGGGUUUCCCCAUCGUACCCUGGCGAGCGUUUAUCUGGUCGUGGUGUGCUCCAGGCCUAUUGGCCGCUUUGCUCUUAUCCUGGUUGCCUGAAAGCCCUAGGUAUUUGCUAGCAGCUAAGGGACCUGAAAUCGCAUUGCCUGUUCUGGCGCAGAUGUACGCGUAUAACCAGAAAGCUGAAGCGAGCAACUUUCCAGUUGAAAAAAUCGCAACGAGCAGCGUGGAGUCGCGAUCUGGUGGUUUCGUGGGCGCGAUUAAAAACAUCUCUCUGUUAUUCCGGCCGCCGCUGCUUCGCUGCGUCAUUAUCUCGCAUAUAUCUAUGUUCGCCGUGUUUAUGCUGUCAAGUGGAUUAUACGUUUGGGUGCCUGAUAUAUUGAAUAGUAUGCUGAGUAAUACAAGUGAGAAAAGUUUGACAAUAUGUGAAAUCAUUCAUAACAAGUUUCAAGCAGCUAAAAACGCAACGCUAUCGGUGAGCCACGGGCCGUGUGAGAGUCACGUGUCAACCGGAGUGUUCACUAUAUCGAUGGGAAUGGGCGCAGUCUUCGCUGUCACAUAUUUAUCUAUCGGUUUGUUCAUCACUCGGGUUGGGAGGAAGACGUUUUAUUGCAGCAUAAUGUUCGUGUGCGGUGUGGCAACAGUGUGCGCGGCGCUCGUGCCGCAGGGCGGCGCGGCAACCGCUCUGCUCGUGCUGGCGCUGUGCUCGGGCUGCGCCGCGUCCAUACUGGCCGCUAUUGCUGUUGACGUGUUCCCUACUGCGCUGAGAGCAAUGGCCAUGUGCGUUAUGUACAUGGUGGGCCGGACGGGCGCAGCGGUGGGCUCAAAUAUCUUGGGGGCCACUCUGGAUAGGCACUGCGAAGCUGCCUUCAGUGUUUUUGGGGCUUUUACUGCUGGUUCAGUAAUAUUAAUUAUAUUUUGGCCAAAGCCAGAGAAAGUUCGAGAAGAUUUAGAAGGAAAAGGAUUAUCUUACUAGCUAAUUAGUUUUUGAAUACAGAUGUUGAUAUUAUUGUUAUGUGUCGUGUUCAUAAGUGAGAGACUGAGAAAAUUAAUUCUACUCUUGUACAAUGUGUAAUUGGAGUAUUUAAGGAAUAAAAUAUUUUUA